Dama dama (fallow deer) is the source of this 3494-nucleotide messenger RNA. It is a transcript of the gene SMARCD2, whose product is annotated as SWI/SNF related, matrix associated, actin dependent regulator of chromatin, subfamily d, member 2. The transcript is spliced from 12 exons. The coding region runs from base 1152 to 2606 and encodes 484 amino acids. NCBI's taxonomy places the organism in Eukaryota, Metazoa, Chordata, Mammalia, Artiodactyla, Cervidae. Gene Ontology annotation, cellular component: SWI/SNF complex; nucleus. Gene Ontology annotation, biological process: regulation of transcription by RNA polymerase II. The record is from RefSeq and is a predicted model, not a curated record.
GGGGGUCCUUUGAUUUGGUGUGAAUCCCCACCCAGCCUGGCUUGGUUGGCUGGUUGUGCUGGUUGCAUAAUCUGGGCCCUGGGGCCAGCCCUGUGAAGCUGCCAGGGACAGUGUGUGCGAGGCAGAGCUGCCAAACAGGCCUUGCAGGCAGCAGCAGCCACGAGGAAGGGGGCGGGGGCUCCUUCCCAGUGGGCUCCACAGUAAUGUUGGGGAGCCGGACCUCGGUGGGAAAUCCCUUCUGCAGGUUUUGAAAGAAGCCACCGCCCACCCAGCUUCCUCUACUGAUCCUAAGACUUUGAUCCUUGCAGCCCAGGCUAAUCUGCUCUCCAUUCUUCAGCUUGGCAUUGCCAAGCCAGCCCCAGCCACCAGGUGGUGCGCGGACCGCAGGCAGAGGCCAGGUGCCAGCUGCUCUCCCUUCCGCAGACCACUGGGGAGCCACAGCUUCCCCUUGGGGUCUCCAGGCUUAGGGGUUGGGGGCUGGGCAGCAGGGAGGUGAGAGAAGGGUCCAGUUGUGGGUGGUGAGUAGGGGCCAUAUGGCGACCAGAUGGUCUGUGUACUCCGCCUGAGGCCGCCCCCACCCGUCGGGACAGGCUCCAAGCCAUCCUGCUGCAGCUUGCUCACCUGGGGUGCCACUGCCGAUGCGCCUGCCAGCCCGUUGGACUGGAUGAAGAGUUCCCUGCUCAGUCACACCAUCAGGCCGGCGACUGGGGACGGGCACUGGGGCUGUGCCCCGUCAGCCUACCCGCAUCACAUGCACAGCCCGCCGCCUGGCUACGACACUGCCCCCAGCUUCUGCCUCAAGCUGGGGCGGGAGGAUGGAGUGCUCGGUGGGACCGUCUGAGAUCCUGGAGGCGGGCUGGUCCAGGGAGCCGGGCAGAGUGUUGCUGGGGCCAGGAGGUGGUUGCAAGUGGCAAUGGGCCCUGCCAAACUCCCCCAGGCCCUUCUCCUCCCUACAGGCAGGGUUCUCCUCCCACCCCCUGGGCUCUGCGGGCCUCAUUUGCUGGCACGGCUGCCAGGGCGGUUGAGGGGGCGGGGCAGGUGUGGUUUACACUUCUGCUCUCAGGCGCCUGCUCCCCUUUGUUCCUGGCACUCCUGCCCGAGCUCGGCAGGGCCGUGUGCUGCUCAGGACUGGGCCCGGCCCGAGGAGAGGGAUGGAAGGAAUGGGUUACGGGCCCCGUUGGGCCCCACCCCUGACCUAUGCACCCCCGUCGGCUCACUUCCCCCAGCGGCCUGGCAUGUCCCCAGGGAGCCGGAUGCCCAUGGCUGGCUUGCAGGUGGGACCCCCUGCCGGCUCCCCCUUUGGCACAGCUGCUCCACUUCGACCUGGCAUGCCACCCACCAUGAUGGACCCAUUCCGAAAACGCCUGCUUGUGCCUCAGGCCCAGCCUCCGAUGCCUGCCCAGCGCCGGGGGUUAAAGAGGAGGAAGAUGGCAGAUAAAGUUCUACCUCAGCGAAUUCGGGAGCUUGUCCCAGAGUCUCAGGCGUACAUGGACCUCUUGGCUUUUGAACGGAAGCUGGACCAGACCAUUGCUCGAAAGCGGAUGGAGAUCCAGGAGGCCAUCAAAAAGCCUCUGACGCAAAAACGAAAGCUGCGGAUCUAUAUUUCCAAUACAUUCAGUCCCAGCAAGGCAGAAGGUGACAGUGCAGGAACCACAGGGACCCCCGGAGGAACCCCCGCAGGGGACAAGGUGGCUUCCUGGGAACUCCGAGUAGAGGGAAAACUGCUGGACGAUCCUAGCAAACAGAAGAGGAAGUUUUCUUCCUUCUUUAAGAGCCUCGUCAUUGAGCUGGACAAGGAACUGUAUGGGCCUGACAACCACCUGGUGGAGUGGCACCGGAUGCCCACCACCCAGGAGACAGACGGCUUCCAGGUGAAACGGCCCGGAGACCUGAACGUCAAGUGCACCCUCCUGCUCAUGCUGGAUCAUCAGCCCCCCCAGUACAAGCUGGACCCCCGCCUGGCGAGGCUGCUGGGGGUGCACACUCAGACGAGGGCCGCCAUCAUGCAGGCCCUGUGGCUGUACAUCAAACACAACCAGCUGCAGGACGGCCACGAGCGCGAGUACAUCAACUGCAACCGCUACUUCCGCCAGAUCUUCAGCUGCGGCCGACUCCGUUUCUCUGAGAUUCCCAUGAAGCUGGCGGGGUUGCUGCAGCAUCCAGACCCCAUUGUCAUCAACCACGUCAUCAGCGUGGACCCGAAUGACCAGAAGAAGACAGCCUGUUACGACAUUGACGUGGAGGUGGAUGACCCACUCAAGGCCCAGAUGAGCAAUUUUCUGGCCUCUACCACCAAUCAGCAGGAGAUCGCCUCCCUUGAUGUCAAGAUCCACGAGACCAUCGAGUCCAUCAACCAGCUGAAGACCCAGAGGGAUUUCAUGCUCAGUUUUAGCACUGACCCCCAGGACUUCAUCCAGGAGUGGCUCCGUUCCCAGCGCCGGGACCUCAAGAUCAUCACUGAUGUGAUUGGGAACCCGGAGGAGGAGAGGCGAGCAGCUUUCUACCACCAGCCCUGGGCCCAGGAAGCAGUGGGGAGGCACAUCUUUGCCAAGGUGCAGCAGCGAAGGCAGGAACUGGAACAGGUGCUGGGAAUCCGCCUGACCUAACUGCUCAGGGACCCCUUCCUUUCUUCCCAGCCUGGAGCCACGCCCUCCUCAGCCUGGAAGGGGACCACCCUCUGGGGCGCAGACACGUAGGAUAAUGAGGGGGUGAGGGGCAUCUCCAGUCACCCUCAGCUCCCCGGCUUUAGUUUCUUAAGUGUAGUGAUAGGAUUCCUUGUUGCUUGGUCCUCAAAGCCUUAUUACUUACACGUUGGCUUUAACUGGGUUCACAAGAGAGGCCUCCUCUGCCCCCUGCAGGCAGGCCCGAGAAGGACCUGGAGGCUCUGCUUUGACAUUGUAACCAAGACCUUUUGGAACCAAAGGCCCUGGCUUUGCUUGUUUACAGACCCCCUUGGGGUGAGUGUCCAUGUUGGCCCCAGGGAGCUGGGCGAGGAAGAGGGGCAUGGCUCCCUCUCUUCCCAACCUUUCCAAACCAAAGUUCUUUGCCAUUCCUACCAGCCCAGCCUUGCUGCUGGUAAUUUCCUUUCCUUCGGGUUAUUUGCACUAUUUGUGGAGCAGGAUUUUCUAUGCGGGAGCCACUUUUUUUAUGGGGGUGCGUUGGGGGUUCUCAGGGAGCCCUACUUGGGGGUCCCUCCUUACUUUCUUUUCUCAAUCUAUGCAAGCGGCUCUGGCCGCCAUCAUCUCCUGCAAUGCCAGAGGGCUGCCACCCUGGUUCUUGGGCCCAGGGUAAUGCCUCCUAGGGAGAGGGCACCCUAAUUGGUGUGGCCCGAGGCGUGGGUGUGUGUGUGCUCGGUGGAGGGCAGUGGGAGAUGGGGAGGACUGUUGUUGCCCUUUGGAGCCUGGUGAGGAGGGUGGGCCGAGGGUUUGGCAAAUGCCACUUCUGGCAGGUUUGGAAAUUUCCAAAUAAAUCUUUGUUUAUUGGUGGUACCCAGA